UCACUAGCAGUUCAGUGUUUUUAGUCAUUCUUUUCAAACGAAAUUAGUCAUUUCCCAUAUUUUCGCAGAAAUUUCAUCAAAAAUUUGUGAAGAGAUCGUUCAUCGAUAUGGUCAUUUGAUUUUGUGAGAGUGAAUUUGUGAAAAAAAAAUGAGACCAACAUCACUUGAUAGAUUUCGGGUAACAAGCCCACGACCUGCAUACGAAGCUAAUGCGAAUAAUGUCAAUGAAGAUUCCGUGGAUUGUGGCAUUAAAGUACUGAGGUGUUGCAAUACACCACGAUGGAAAAAACUUGGAACAACGAAAACAUUUUUAAUCGUUCUCAUCUUACUCGCUAUCGUUCAAGGAAUUUCAGAAAAGUUCAUUUCGAUUUCCGCUAAUCAAGCAGCAUUGGAACAUGACUAUGACCCAGAUAUCAUUGAGUGGUUACUCGUCUCCAACGGAAUCAUUCAGGGUAUCUUCGCCAUAUUGAUUGCUUACUGGGGCAAUCGAAUACAUAAAAUAACAUGGUUUUGUGGAAUGAUUGUUUUUCAAUCGUUCACUUGUUUGUUGAUCAUUUUCCCGACUUUAUUGCAUAAUGAAAGCACCCCGAUUGAGUCAACGUUUAAUCUUCAUUCCGUGAAUUUGUUGUGCACAAAUCACACAUCAGAGAGUUUAUCAAUGCCAGUUAUUUCGCAUGGAAUCACCACAUUGAUUGGAUUAUUUUUGCUUCAAACUGGCAUUUCCUACGGAUUCAUUGCGUUCUAUACGCUUGGAUUGACUUAUUUGGACGAUAAUGCAAUGGAACAUAAUUUUCCGGCAUUGAUUGGUGCCGCUUUAGCUGGACGAUACCUUGGUUUCUGCUUGGGCAACCUUUUAUCGUUUCUAACUCAUGGAGUAUCAUUGGGAUGGUGGCUAGGCUGGGCUAUUUUGAGUCCAAUCCUAUUCAUUUUGGCCAUAUUCAUCGGACUGUAUCCACGUAAAAUGAUUGAAUCGGUUGUUCGACAAGCAGCUGAUACAAUCGUUGAAACCGCAACCAAUAGCAGUCAACUGUCUUUAUCUCGCACCAAAUUCCUGUCAGACAUUUCAUUUUUCAGCUCCAUCUCAAGACUAUUCCGAAACAAAAUCUUAUUGCUCAACAUAUUUGCGACGGUUUUCAUUCAAACGGCUUUAAUAAACUUCACACUGCAACAAGACAAUUAUUUGCAGUCACGAUUUCUGAUGCCAGCCGAUGGUUCGAAUAUUCUGAACAACGAAUGGACAUCGAGAACACUGUCGAAACUCAUACAACCGAUUUUAGUUGGAUUAGCCGUUUUGAUCGGUGGAUUGAUUAUCGCUAAAGCAACACCAAGUCCAAGAAAAAUCGUUGUUUGGAAUUUGAUAACCGCUUUGAUUGUUUGUUUGCUUUUCGUCGGUUUUAUUUUCAUCGAAUGUUCGCACAAUUCAAUUGCCGGUGCAUUUGGAAAUAGGCUGAUUCAACCGUAUUGUUCUCGAAGCUGUAUUUGUGAUUCCGAUCUACGAUUCACGCCUGUGUGCCCACAAAAUAGUACAAAAACCUUCUUUGCUCCGUGUCAUGCGGGCUGUAGUUCAGAUCAAAUCGUCAAUGGUCAACGAACUUUCGGCGAUUGUUCAUGUGGAGCGAAUUCAGAUGAAACGUUGAUUAAUGACGGAGUCAUUUUUGCCACUGAAGGUGCAUGCGGCUAUGAAAACUGUCAGAAAAUGUGGAUUAUUUUUCAAGCUUUAGUUGCAUUUGGAAUGGUUUGCAUCGGCAGUCGUUUGGUGGGUAAAAUUUUAAUUUCAAUUCGAAGUGUUUUGUCACAAGACACAGCAAUCGCAUUGGCAUUGGAAUUGACGUUCGUUGGAUUGAUCGCGUACAUUCCUGGAAAAAUGGCUUACGAAUACAUUGCUGAUAUAACAUGUCAGUAUUGGUCGCAUACAAGUUCACUGUGCUACUUACACAAUUCACAAGAGUUUGGCAACAUCAUCAACAUUUUAAGUGCGGUGCUGUCGUUAGUUGCCGUUAUUUUGGAAUUUAUCAUACUGUUUUUCGUGAAGGAUCUACAACUUUAUGGAAAUGAAGAUGAACUACAAUUGACAGCUGGAGAAUUUCAACCUGUUUUAAGCACGAAUAAUAAUGAAACAGACGCUGUUCCACCAGCAGAGUCUCAUCUUCCACUUCUUAUUGGUCGUGAUCAUCCAUCGGAACCAACUUCGACACAGAGCCAACUACCGAUAAUUUCACAACCAAUUCCAAUUACAACAGUCGAUGAAAUUCCAACUCAGUCGGGAAUUGUGACUCAAGUUAAGCAAACGUUAGCGAAUCGUUUUGUGAUGUCGUCGCAAUCGUCAUCCGUUCGAUACAGUCCCGUUUAUAAGAAUCCAGAAAAUCAUAUCGAAGAGUUGAAUUUUCGUCUCAAGUCUAUCAACGAUCGUGUGUACAGCAAUUUAAGUGACGAUGGAAAUGAUGCCGUUGGUGGUCAGGUGCCUGAUAUCAAUCCAUCCGUUGGAAGUGAUAAUGAAAAAGAGUCCGAAUUGAAUAUUCGACAAUUAGAAAGUUCAGUCAGUUCAUUGAGUGGAUUGCCAAGCGGAAGCAGUACGGUGAACUCACCUGAAGCAGCGCGUAAUCCCCAGAAAUUAGCUAAAGAUUGGCAUAUUGAACGAUACGAAACCGAUUUUUAUUCAUCCAGAUCACGUAAUAGUACAUCAGCUGGUGCUGUGGUCGUUUUGCCUAAUUCCGAGAAUGAAACCACUGGCACAUUUAGCUUCCGUUCGCUCUUACUCGAGCUCAAUUUGAAUCGUCCUUCAUUCUCCGAUUCACUCUCUUCCGAUGCGAAAAGGUCAAUGCCAUCAUUGUUGUUGUCGUCAUCAGAAUUCUCGCUGUCAGACGAUGCAAUACUGUUAUUCGAGUUAUUGAAGCGUUUGCCGGGUGGCGUUCGACGUGGUGGUCUAUUCGUAUUGGUUCUAGGAUAUUUACGAUUUGGUGAUCGACUCAAAGUGCGUCGUCUUACAUCAGAUUUGGUGGCAUUCAAAGGAGAUCGUGUACGUCGUCGUCGUUCGUCUGCACGUGGUGAUCCAGACUUUCUCAAAUGUGUACCAUUGUCACGUUGUGUCGAUGGAGCGGGCCAUGUUCGUGACGGGUGUCGAUUGGUCGCUGGUGAAUUGGCUCUUCGAUUCGGUGGUGGAUGUUUUUUUUUUCAAAAAUUUUGUGAAUUUAGUAUGAGCAAUAUGUUUAUCCAUAGGUGGCUAACGUUCAUCGCAGUAGGCAGCUGCACAGCACACAUUGUGCAUUGCUCAUUCUUUGACUACUUCAGACUUACCAAACCAAAUUUGCUUGGCACUGAAGUCGACGCGCCCAUUAUACCGUAUGAAAUAGCAAAGAGUGAUGAGAAAUUCUUGCAAGAAGCAUCAAAAUUGAUCGGGGUGAAUUUAUCUGAGCUGGACUUGUGUCAUCACCGUGUAGUUUUGAAAUUGCGCAACAAUUGCCAUGAGUUAAAUGCAGAGCAAUUGGGCAAAUUGGCGGUCAUGCUAUUGAACUGCCAAUCGAAUUCAGAGGGGCGGACACUGUUUGAGUGUACCGAAAAUAUGUCGCUGAAAGAAUGCACGUCUGACAUGGACUCAGACACAUGGAACGCAUAUCAUUUGAUCACGAAUCGGGCGAAAGCUGUUUGUGUCGCUACAAGGCACGAACAAUUCAGAGGAUUAACGGAAAUAACCGUGAACAAGCUCAUGUCCAGCGCUCAAAACCAAAUUGCGAUGAUGAAGCAAUUGUCAGAGAAUCAGGAUACAUUGCGAGAGCUCACAUCACAAGCCAUGGAUGAUUUGGCCGACAAAAAUGAGAAAGUUAUCGACCAACAAAAGGAAAUUCUGCAAGUGUCCAAUUCACACCGCGCCCUUGUCGAGGGAAAUUUGCAUGAUUUGAUGCGAGAAAAGGCUUUGAUUCGAUCUGGCCAAGUGGAAGUGGCCCGAAUGAUUGAAACAUUAAAAACCAAACUCGAUGAGAGUGUCACGAAUUUAAAGCAACAAUCGAAGCAAAUGAAGGAUAACCAAGCUGCCUUAUUAGACGAUCUAAGCAAUCUACAAACGAAUGCUUUUCACAUAUCUGACAAAUUAAGCGACACCACUGAAUACAUAUUAUCGCAAAAUGAAAUCGCUUCGACUCAAUUCGAUCAAACCAUUCAACGCUUGACUGAAAUCAAUCUCACAAUUGAUAAGCUACAAAAGUUGAUGAAUACCUUGGAAAGUAGCGUAGAUGAAAAAUUAACUUGGAUCAGUAGCAAAUUAGGUGGUACGGAUGAAGCAUUGACAAAUAUCAAUAUGAUUCUGCAACACUUGGGGUAUUUGCUAUUCGGAAUGCUACUAUUGACAUUCGUUAAUGCGUCCGCAUUCUAUCGUCUAUUUUUCAUACUUGCCGUACCGUUGAACUUCAUUUGUAUACUGUUCGAGUGGCGAAAUGUAAGCCUCAUCGAAUUGUCCCAAAUUUUAGGCGCUGUAUUUGCCUGCGGUAUAACCCGUCAGAUUCUAUGGAAUGUUAAUUUAAAGAAUCCAUUUGUUCUCAACAAGAAGAAUGGAUCGGUAAAAACCAAAGCAAACUCACAGAAACAAGCAGAGACUGAACGAGAAGCAUCACAAGAAGAAGGAUACGAUGAAUUUGAUGGGAAUGAGUAUCGACGCAACAAUAACAACGACUAUAGUUUUGAUCUUUUGAGUGCGUUCAAGAAACGCCAUCGCGAAGGGUCAAUCACACCAUCACUGGCGAGCAAUCAAAGCUUCGACGCACGCAGCCUCACACCUUUCUCCAUAUCUCUAAACGAUCGUACACGUUGUAUAGCGCUCACGGUCAAAGGAGAUAGAUGCAGAAAUGCAGCCGUUUCAAACCAAAUCUAUUGCCGUCGACACGAGAAAUAAAUGAAACACAUUCGCAUUCAGAUGGCUCAUAUAUAUUCCAUUCGUAAAUUUUGAUACCAGUGAACAAUAUUACCACAUUUACCGAUGCUUAUCGUAUUAAGAUUUCUUUUAAAUUUAAAAUUAAUUUUAGCUAUAACUUAUUUCAUGGAUUGCGUUGCGAAGUUUUGCAUGGACUUAAUACCAGUGUAUUUAAGUAGUUAGACCAUUAUUUUUUUUUUUAACAAAUUCUGUAUUUUAUUUUGCUGUUUUUUCUUCUGUUUGAAUAAAAUCUAUAUAUUUUGGUUGUUUCAAUUAGGCAUUAAUUUAUUAUUGUAAUUUGUGUUUAAUUUAAUAAAAGUGGAAAAUUUGA
Messenger RNA from Sitodiplosis mosellana (orange wheat blossom midge), 5231 nucleotides. RefSeq lists its product as uncharacterized. Lineage: Eukaryota; Metazoa; Arthropoda; Insecta; Diptera; Cecidomyiidae. The coding region runs from base 149 to 4882 and encodes 1577 amino acids. The transcript has 14 exons. The record is from RefSeq and is a predicted model, not a curated record. Gene Ontology annotation, cellular component: membrane. Gene Ontology annotation, biological process: sodium-independent organic anion transport; transmembrane transport. Gene Ontology annotation, molecular function: protein binding.